Dictyostelium purpureum is the source of this 3399-nucleotide messenger RNA. RefSeq lists its product as uncharacterized. Gene Ontology annotation, biological process: phosphatidylinositol 3-kinase/protein kinase B signal transduction; phosphatidylinositol-mediated signaling; cell migration. Gene Ontology annotation, cellular component: plasma membrane; phosphatidylinositol 3-kinase complex; cytoplasm. The transcript has 2 exons. Gene Ontology annotation, molecular function: 1-phosphatidylinositol-3-kinase activity; 1-phosphatidylinositol-4-phosphate 3-kinase activity. Lineage: Eukaryota; Evosea; Eumycetozoa; Dictyosteliales; Dictyosteliaceae. The record is from RefSeq and is a predicted model, not a curated record. The annotation marks the transcript as partial.
GAGAUUGAAGAGAUUUUACACUGGACAUCAUUUUUACAAAUGAAAUCACCACUUAAACCCAAUUUAAAUGAUAUUCCAUUUCAAGUACAAGUUCAAAAUAAUAGUAUAGUAGUAGGUUGUAACAAAGAUUUUACUGCAAACGAAUUUAAGAGUUAUUUAAUUUCAACUUUAGAAACAAUGGUUCAAGCAAUCAAGGUUGGAACUUUUUCAACUAAUGAUAUAAACUCUACAACUAUUGCAUUCAAAGGUAAUACAGUAAUUUAUGAUCAAUUCAAAGAGAAUAUAGUUUCGAAACCAAAUUCGAUUCCACAAUUAGUAGUUUUAAAACCAGGUUUACAAGAUUUAUAUAAGAGUAAUCAUCUUGUAGAGGUUGGUUCACCAAGUAGACAUGCAUUACAAUUAGGUGGUUCUCCAAUAGUUUCAUCUCUUUCUAAUGUUGGCUCAUCAUUAAAUUUAAUAAAGAGACAAGGUGGUUUAAGAAACAUAAAUAUCUCUUUAGGUGAACAAAGAGAUCUUAAUGUCAAAGCUAUUCAACAAAAGAAAAAAUUAACAGCUGCCCAAAUAGCCUCACUUUUAGGUAAACCAUUAAAUUGGAGUAAUACAGAGAAUGAAAUAAAGUAUUUCCGUAAUUUAGCAGAACAAGUUUUCGAUUUUGAAACUUUAGACUCUAGAGAUCGUGUAAAAAUUACUGUUGCCCCCAUUUCAAAUGCGCCAAUGGACCCAUUGUUGCCAAGUAAUUUCAGAGUUAAAUGUUAUUUACCCCCAGACAAUCACUCAACUACAUUAAAUAUUAUGACAACCGAAAAAGUAUCAGAUUUAAUUGAAAAAAUUAUUACAAAACAUAACACAAGCACAAAGUUAAUUUCAUCAGACCACACCGGUAAAGAUUAUGUAAUUCGUAUCACUGGUACAAGCGAUCAUGUUUUUCAAACUGAUAUAUUGGUUUCCAAUUUAGUUGUAGUUAGAAAUCGUUUACAAAGAAAAAAAGAUAUCAAGUUUAGUUUAGUUCAUAAAUCAUCAUUACCAAAUAUUUAUAUUGAUGGUUACUCUGAAGAUAUUUGUACAUCAAAAGAAUAUAUACCAACUUAUCAAUCAACAUCACCACCAAAUCAAUCUUUCAUAGUAUAUAAUAAUAAUGGUAAUAAUAAUAGCUAUAAUAAUAACCCAAUCUCACCAAGACAAAAUAACUUUUUAGCUUUAAGCAGUAAUAAUGCUUUUAAUAACAACAGCAAUAAUUUGGUUAAUAAUACAACCUCUAUCAACGGUAAUAGAUCUAUUUUAUUUAAUGAAAUUAAUAGACCAUUUGAAAUUAGAAUUAUAUGUUUAGAAAAUUUAAAUCCAACUAUAUUCCAAAAAUUCUUACCAGAUAGUGCAAAUAAUCUAAAUGAUAUCAAACUAACAGUUUCAGUAUCCUUAUGUCAUGGUGAGGAGUUAUUAACAGAUUCAAUGGAAAUAGUAGCUGUUAAAGGUUCAAAACCACUUUGGUGCGAAUGGUUAAGAUCUGCACUUUUAAUGUCUGAUAUUCCAAGAGCUACCAAAUUAUGUUUUACUGUUUUUGCUCAAGUUGGUGAUAAAAACAAAAUUUCAAUUGGUUGGGCUGAUUUACAAUUAAUCGAUUACCAUGGUCAACUAUUAAGUGGUGUAACUUCAUUGAUUUUAUGGCCUGGUGACCGUGUUGAUUUACCAGAUUUUAAUAUUCCAUCACCAUCAUUAGUUAUAGAGUUUUGCCAAUUCCCAUUCCCAGUAGUAUUCCCUAAACCAGAAAGAAUGGAAAGAACUGAAAUAAGAGAUUAUGUCGAAGCUAGAAAAGAAGACCAAGAUCGUCUAGAUGAGCUUAUUGAAAAGGAUCCACUUUAUAUUUUAACCGAGUCUGAUAAGAAGUUCAUUUGGAUGUAUAGAAUGCAUUUACAAACUAUCCCAAGUUCUUUACCAAAGGUUUUACAAUCACUCCAUUGGAACAGUCCCGCUGAGGUACGUGAGGCUCAUCGUCUUCUUUCAAUUUGGUCACCACUUUCACCACUUGAAGCAUUAGAGUUAUUAGAUGUUAAAUUUGCAGAUGAAUUGGUAAGAGAAUAUGCAGUAAAAUGUAUUGGAGCUUUAAGCGAUUCAGAUUUGGCACUUUAUUUACUACAAUUAGUUCAAUCAAUUAAACACGAACCAUAUCAUGACUCUGCUUUGGCUAGAUUCCUCAUUCAAAGAGCCCUUAAUAAUCGUGCUAUUAUCGGGCACCCAUUCUUUUGGCAUUUGGAAGCUGAAAUGCAUAACCCAAAGAUUUCAGAACGUUAUUCAUUGGUAUUAGAAACCUAUCUCAAAGGCUGUGGUAAUCAACGUCACGAAUUUGUAAAGCAAAUGGAAGUGGUUACAAAAUUAACAACCAUUGCUAAACUUGUUAAAGAAACAUCACCAAACAAACGUAAAGCAGUGCUCCAUGAAGAAUUAAAUAAAGUGGUUUGGCCCAAUACUUUCCAUUUACCAACAUCACCAUCAACAGAAUCUUGUGGUAUUAUUGUUAGUGAAUGUCGUUGGUUUGAUUCAUUUACUGUACCAUUGUAUUUAGUAUUCCAAAAUGUUGACCCAGUUGGCGAUCCAAUCCAGGUUAUAUUUAAAACAGGUGAUGAUCUUCGUCAAGAUAUUCUUACACUUCAAAUGCUUUCUGUUAUGGAUAAUAUUUGGAAACAAAAUGGCCUCGAUCUUCAUUUAUCAAUUUAUAAUGUUACAGCAAUCAGCGAAGAUACAGGUUUUAUUGAAGUUAUACCAGAUUCAGAUACAACUGCAAAUAUUCAAAAAGCAGCGGGUGGUGCAACUGCUGCAUUUACUAAAACACCACUUUCAAAUUGGCUCAGAGAAAGAAAUCAACACAAUACUGAAUAUGACUAUGCGGUUCAAAACUUUACUCAUUCACUAGCAGGUUAUUGUGUAGCUACUUAUAUUUUAGGUAUUAGUGAUAGACACAAUGAUAACAUUAUGGUUUCAAACUCAGGCCAUUUAUUCCAUAUCGAUUUUGCUCACUUUUUAGGAAACAUUAUGAAAUUCCAUGGUUAUAAGAGAGAAAAGGCUCCAUUUGUAUUAACACCAGAAUUUGCUCAUGUAAUGGGAGGAGAGAAAAGUCCAUCGUUUAAAUUCUUUACAGAUUUAUGUUGUUCAUCUUUUAAAUUUGUCAGAAAGUAUAAAAAUUUAUUUAUUAUCUUAUUUUGUUUAAUGAUUUCAACUGGUAUUCCGGAAUUAAGUACCAAAGGAGAUAUUUCAUAUGUUAGAGAGGCAUUUUUCAUGGAUGUAAAUGAUGAGGAAGCAGCCUCAUCAUUCUCUAAACUUAUUCAAAAGAGUCUAAAGAGUACAACUACCCAGCUCUUAUUCGCUUUACACAUUCUUGUAAAAUCAGGAGGUGAUAAGACUGAUUAA